Messenger RNA from Myotis myotis, 5573 nucleotides. RefSeq names its product aquaporin 4 (gene AQP4). Lineage: Eukaryota; Metazoa; Chordata; Mammalia; Chiroptera; Vespertilionidae. Gene Ontology annotation, biological process: transmembrane transport. Gene Ontology annotation, cellular component: plasma membrane; basolateral plasma membrane. The transcript is spliced from 5 exons. Gene Ontology annotation, molecular function: water channel activity. The coding region runs from base 318 to 1223 and encodes 301 amino acids. The record is from RefSeq and is a predicted model, not a curated record.
AUGUUUUUUACUGAACAUAUUGAUAUAUAAGGGCUCUAGGGGGGUUCAUGAUGCUGCGUUUCAUGAAAAGCAAAAUAAGAUUUAUGGGUUGCCAUUGCCUCUACCCCCACCAGACUGGGGCACUUCCCGUCUGGGACCGAGGCCCUGCUGGCACUGCCAGGGCUGUGUUUCAGUUGUCACUCUCUGAACACAGGAGGAAGAGGUCAGCGUUCUGAGGGCAAAGGUGGGGGACAGUCCACCAACCCCGAAGACACACGGCAGCGCCAAAGGAGAGCAGUGUGGCCAAGUGCGGGCCUUGGUGCAGAAGACAGAGCGUCAUGGUGGCCUUCCGCGGGGUCUGGACCCAGGCGUUCUGGAAGGCGGUCACGGCCGAGUUCCUGGCGAUGCUCAUCUUCGUGCUGCUCAGCCUGGGCUCCACCAUCAACUGGGGCGGCGCCGAGAAGCCCCUGCCCGUGGACAUGGUCCUCAUCUCCCUCUGCUUCGGCCUCAGCAUCGCCACCAUGGUGCAGUGCUUCGGCCACAUCAGCGGCGGCCACAUCAACCCCGCCGUGACCGUGGCCAUGGUGUGCACCAGGAAGAUGAGCCUCGCCAAGUCUGUCUUCUACAUCGCGGCCCAGUGCCUGGGCGCCAUCCUCGGGGCCGGCAUCCUCUACCUCGUCACCCCGCCCGGCGUGGUGGGCGGCCUGGGGGUCACCACGGUUCACGGGAAUCUCACUGCGGGCCACGGUCUCCUGGUGGAGCUGAUCAUCACCUUUCAGUUGGUGUUUACUAUUUUUGCCAGCUGUGACUCCAAACGGACUGACGUCACUGGUUCCAUCGCUUUAGCAAUUGGAUUUUCUGUUGCCAUUGGACAUUUAUUUGCAAUCAAUUACACCGGUGCCAGCAUGAACCCCGCCCGAUCCUUUGGACCUGCGGUGAUCAUGGGAAUCUGGGAAAACCACUGGAUUUAUUGGGUUGGACCCAUAAUAGGAGCCGUCCUUGCCGGUGGCCUGUACGAGUAUGUCUUCUGUCCAGAUGUUGAACUCAAACGUCGGUUCAAAGAAGCCUUCAGCAAAGCCGCCCAGCAAACCAAAGGGAGCUACAUGGAGGUGGAGGACAACCGGAGCCAGGUAGAGACCGAGGACUUGAUCCUCAAGCCCGGAGUGGUGCACGUGAUUGACAUGGACCGGGGCGAGGACAAGAAGGGGAAGGACCCGUCGGGAGAAGUGCUGUCCUCCGUAUGACUAGAAGAUGGCACUGAAAGCAGACGCGAGCCCUUAGAGCUGCCCUCAGAGGUCCUCCCGCCCAUUAAGGAAACAGACUUGUUAUAAAGUAGACAUGUCUCAUGUCACGCUACUCAGCCUAGCUAACAAGUAUUUCAUUAUUUACUAAGGAGGAAUGGAAGAAACCUAUUGUGAAUUCCAAAUCUAAAAAAAAAGAAAUCUUUUACCAGUAUCCCCAAAGCAAAUAUGCGUCUAGUGUAUCUACUUGCCACUCAUUAGUAAUCAAUUUAAAGUGCGUAUCAGGAUCUGGUUAAGUCUUGCUGGACAGAAAAUAUAGGCAAACCUAUCUGCUUAUUCCUCCUCGACCAGGAAACUGGUAUCGUCAAUUCUCAUUUGAGUAUUUGUUCCAUUAAAUCAAGUUUGUCAGUGGCAAAGUACAGUGCGUCACAGUCAUGCGCACUCAGAGAGGAAAUACAGCAGGCUCUUAUUAUGAGCAGUCCCUUCCUUACAAACUACCUCGGCAAAAGGAUACAUUAACAAGGGCCAUUGCUAAUGGACUAUUUCCAUUUAUAUUUCAAAUACCAAACUUUAACCCCAAACUCCAAUUCAUAAUAGUCCUUCCUCCUCCUCAUGCCUAUGAGAAUGUGAACUAAAACCCAAAAUGGGAAGAACGUUCAGAAACCCUAUAUAUGUGUUAGCUCUAAAACAUCCAAAUCGUAAGAGACAUCUAUUGAGAUUCAGAACAAACCGAUUUGUGAGACCUUAUGAGGGUGGGAGGAAAGAACCAUCACACAGAAACCAUAGGAAAGAGGAAACCUGAAUUCUGGUAUCAGGUAGUCGUUCUGUUUUCAGUGCACAUCCUCAGAUCCAACGUGUGGGGGUGACAGGCUACGCUUUUAACCUAACAACUUUGCUUACUUUUUUUUUUAAUUUAUUGGCAAAACUAGGGGUUUUGUUUGUAACUUUGGUUAUCUAUAGAUAAACAUUAGCCAAGACCUAUUUUUGAUAACAAGAACGUAAUAGGCGAGUUUGGGCUUUUUGUUGACUAGUAAGCUCUGUCCGUUCAAGAAGGUGUGACCUGGCCCCGCCUAGUCCCGGCCUCUGCUGCUGUCUCACUUCUCGGGGGAUGCGCUGAUCAUGGUCGCUGUGGGUGCAACGAUAUCUUAAUGAGUGAACACGCGUGAGAGACAAGGACCAGCGUGGCUGUCAAAUAAAAGGGUGAGGACAGCAGAGCGUCCUGUGUUCAAGGCCGAGUAGAUGACAAUCCUUCGCUAGUAGGGAUACUGCACAUAACCCAACGCGCUUUUUCAGUGUUUUCCUUACUGACUUGUUUAUUUGUCAAAGUAGUUUGUUUUUUCCUGUGCUGCUUGGCCUCACUGUCAGUAGAAUGGUCUCUGCCAGCCCCAGUUUCUAUCAUCUUAGCCGGGCAGGCCAGCCUUUAUCUUAGACAGAACGCUGCAAACGGCACUUCCACUGAACAAAAGCCCGUCGUGCAGCAAAAUGCGAUCACUGCGAAGAAUGGCUUGUAAAUAGCUGAUCAUCAAGGGCUUUCUUCUCGCGCACGCAGUUCCAACUGUGCGCCGCAUCUCAGCGCUAAUGCAGCUGUGUCUGUAGCCGUGAGAUAAUGGACCACUAUUAAACCUGAUUCUCUUCGGUGCUAGGAACGCGACACGUGCUAGGACUGCGAGGUUCCCAGGCAGUCAUCACCCCAGUGCUGUGCCCGGGAGGGCCACUGGCAUUUUUUAAAAUAUAUUUUUAUUGAUCUCAGAGAGGCAGGGAGAGGGAGAGAUAGAAACAUCAAUGAUGAAAGAGAAUCAUUGAUCGGCUGCCUCCUGCACGCCCCCCUUCUGGGGAUGGAGCCCACAACAUGGCAUGUGCCCUGACCGGAAACGAACCCUGACCUCCUGGUUCAUAGGUCGACGCUCAACCACGGAGCCACGCCGGCCCGGCCACUGGCAUUUUUUGCAGCAGGUGCCAAAUCCCAGGCCCCUUUCUCAGGGUGUGGCCAACCACACCCUCUGCAGGUGAUGCAGGUUGCUUCCUGUUUGGGGAGCAUCUAUAGGAACUAGAUGCGAUGCUAAGGAUGCUUCACGCCAGCCUUCUUAAAUGUGUGUGCGAUACCACUGACGACUUAGAAUCGCUGGUGGUUCCGCUCAAAAGGUCAUUUGCAAACAUCUCAGUUCAAAAAUGGGCUAAGAAGGACAGCGAAGCAGAUCUCCCCAGCCUCUUACAGCUCAUUGGCUCACCAUCACUUUACUCAGCCAUGUUUUACCUCUUUUCCACGCACUUCCGUUAGGCAUCCAGUACGUUAGUGCUGAGGAAAAGCAUAAAUGCUGUCUUUGUACUUCGUUUUCCAGCAGCUAACAGAGUGGCUGGCACAUAGUAGGUAUUCAAAGCACGUGUUAGUUAGUAAAAAUAUAUACAUUUCCCAGGGGAUGUGAGAACAUGAAUAAUUUCCUCUUAAUCUUUAUGUUGUUCCAUAUUGAAUAAAAGCAUGAUUUCACGGACUACUAGGGGAAGGUCAUAGAAGUGCAAAAACCAUCAAGUAUGUUUGCGCAGUCCACCUUUUUGGAGACCUGAAAGCUGUAGCCCUUUCUCCCUGCGUAUGAGCCAGCACGGUUUGCGUUUCACUCAAGGCUCUGCCCGUGAAAAGGAAGGAGGUUGUACCUUCCUAAUGACACCGCUGCAGCAGGGGUCCAGGCCUCGUGGAUGGCUCCAAAGUACCCACGUACCAGGCUAUUUUCCUUUAAUCCCUUCUUGUGCUGCUCCCAGGAGAGCGCCCCUGACAGAUACACAGAAAGGAGAUGAGAGCGAAAACGCUGGAAGGACAUAAAUGAAUUACACCCCGGCAGGAAACGAUGCGGCCGCCGCUUCCCUUCGGAGAAGUACGGCAAGCGCCCCAAAGGGCAAGGUGGUCCCAACUCUGAACGUGUGCACAGUGUAUCAGAGAGCGCCCACGGGAAGAGUCCGCUGUUUAAGCUUUCAGCGGUUUCUUAAGAAGCUGAGGCUCAGAAUUCGGAUGAAGGUUUUCAUUGCUGAAGGACAGCAUUUCCUUCCAGGAGUCCUAACUGUCCGCCCUGGAAGGAAGUAUUCUCUGGCACCGAAGGCGUUGCCCAACUUUAAGAUUCCCACGCUUUUUGUUCCUGCCGUUUGAGGUUUUGCAUUCAUUCUUACACUUUCUAAGAUCUGACCAUUUUCCUAAUGCAGUCGGUGGAUGCUGGCUAGAGCUGCCGCUCAGUCUUGAAGAUUUUGCAGGAAGGACAGAAACAUGUGAAUAAAAUAGAUGAUGGUGUUAAGCUGCCUGAUUAAUUACUAGAUUAAUUACUAAAUAGCAAAAAAAAAUUAUUCUUCUUGGGCCCUGAAACCAGGCAACUCACUUACGGGUUUAAACUCCAACAUGACCAGGAAAAUUCCAAAAUAGAGGAGCAGAUGCAAACGCUAAAACUGAUUCUGGCGAGGCCCUUGGCUGCAACCUGUCCCAUUAUCCCCACUUGCUGUCAACACUGGACAAAGAAAUCACCUUUGUGACCACUGAAGAGGGCAUUGGGGGCUCGAGAGGGCCCAUGUCGAACGGCAUAAAGCCAGUAUAAUUCUCAUCAGGAGCUCUAUAGAACAUGCACCUGCAGAAUAUCUUAUACCUGAUAGUAAUAGUUAUUCUGUCUCCCAUGAUAUGUUUGUAGCAUCAAAAGUAUUAGGAAGAUGUGGUAACUCUCUGGAAAGUAUAACAAGACACAUUCUUCGCAGCACAUUUUCUCUCUUUGCGUUGGGAUUGUGGUACUUCACAGGUCACCUCAAACAGCAGUAACUUUUGAAGCCCAUAAUUUUCCUAAAAUACCUGGAAGACAUUGAAUUCAGGCCCAAAACAUGUGGCUGCACACAUUCACAAAAUAACUAUUGCUUAUAAAAUACAUUAUCAAAUAAAUGCUAUAGAACAUGUGGAAUAAUUACUUCAGUAAAUUUAAGAGCCAUUAUAGUGAUCCCAGGCGUGUUACAAUUCAAGAGCUAAAAAAGUGUACUUAAUUUAUAGAACCCAUUGGGAGAUAUUUCUAGAUUCUCUUCAGGAUUAAUUAAAUACACAGGCAAUUUAUGAAAAUAUAUAAACAAUAGUUGAUCAUGUUUACGACCCAAAUCACAAUGAAAUUGUAAUUCAUGAUAAACUGGUGAGAAUAAACUGAACAUAUGGUUAUAGGCACAAUCAUUUAUUAACGGAAAUGUUAUUCCAACGUUCGAGCUAAUGUUAAGGAGAUUUAAACUGUAAUGUCUAAUAUUCGGGGUACUCUAUUAAAGUAUUAGCAUUGUGGUUGAUUUCCGUGAACUAUGUUGUAUCUCAUAAUACUAAGCUUGUGAAAAUAAACAUUUUAAUGUUUUAAA